AUGGAGAUUAGAUCAAUUAUUAAUUUCUAUCCUGUCGAUUGUGGUGGUGAACAAUUCGUUAAAACCGAAUAUUAUCAAAAACAGUUGCAGCCGCAACAACCACCGCAGCAACCCCAAGAACAAUAUUCUAUGUUGCCGAUUUCAGGUUCCACCUCCCCUCAACAACCUGUACCAAAUGUGGUUUUCUCACCAAAUUCACAACUUUCCCAGUUUGAUAAUAAUGAUCAAAAUGUUAAAUUCGAACCUGUUUCUUCCACACCAAUCAAGUCAGAAUUUGGUGGUUAUAAUCUCGAUAUGGAUUCGGUCUCGAGCGCUGGAUCUUCCCCUCAUAUUGUGGCUUCAAAUGAUUUUGAAAAUCAUCAAUUCAAUUAUAAUUAUCCACUUUGUGAAGAGCCUCAAAGUGAAGCUACUUCACCAACAACAGAACUUCAUUUCCCUUUAAAUGAUCAAAUUGCUCAAUAUUAUGAGCUUUGCGGUCGUUCAUCAAUCGAUCAUCAAAAUUCUCAACCACCAUUUGAUCAAAUGCGUUUUAUCAUUUAUGAACCUCGUCAAAAUGAUAAUACAUCACUCGUUCCAAACAUUAAUUCACAAAAUACUUAUGGGAUGUGGCCAGUAUCUAUUCAACAAAAUGGGAACAUUGAUAAUAGAAGUAUUCCCACCAAUCCACAACCCAUGCAACCGAUUUCAUUUGAUUAUCCAUCAAAUCCAGUAUUGAAAAUCUCCCGAGGUUCAAAAUAUGAAAACUAG
This is a messenger RNA of Racocetra fulgida, 747 nucleotides long. The record is from the annotation of a GenBank genome assembly. Lineage: Eukaryota; Fungi; Glomeromycota; Glomeromycetes; Diversisporales; Gigasporaceae.